Molecule: messenger RNA, 1927 nt
Organism: Phlebotomus papatasi
Lineage: Eukaryota; Metazoa; Arthropoda; Insecta; Diptera; Psychodidae
Product: F-actin-monooxygenase MICAL3
Exons: 6
Coding region: 254-1795 (513 amino acids)
Biological process (GO): actin filament bundle assembly
Cellular component (GO): actin cytoskeleton; plasma membrane
Molecular function (GO): actin filament binding
Source: RefSeq, a predicted model, not a curated record
GAAACCAGUGCACAAAAUUAUACAUUUGCCGACGCAUGCUUAAUUAGUGAGUGAAAAAUGUACGAAAAGUGAAGAACGUGCGCAGAGAAUUAAGUCAAAAUCCACGAAAAAAAAGAAGAUUUGAGGAAUUCUUUCAGUAAAAGUCACAUUUUUCUUUCUCGUCAAAUUCAAGUGAACCAUUUUUUUUGUGUGAUUCAACCAGGGACUUUUCAGGAUAACCCAAAAGGAGAUAAUAAAUUUUGCUGAGAGAAAAAUGGCGACAACAAAGAAUGAUCAUCCAACCAAUGGCAUUGAUAAAUCGGUUAAGAAGUGCAAAAAAUGCGAAAAAGAUGUCUUCCAUAUGGAAUUACUGAAAGCAGAAAAGAGUUUCUGGCACAGAAAUUGCUUUAAGUGCUUUGAGUGCAAUAAACAACUUCGUAUGGAUACCUAUCAGAGUCACGAGGGUAUCCUCUACUGUAAACCGCACUUUAGGGCUCUUUUUGCUCCAAAACCAGUUAAAGAAGUCACGGAUAAUGUAGCGCCCCCGAAGAAAUAUGAAGUGAUCGUGCGGGAAAAUCAACCUGCUGAGUUGCCUCCAGAUGUCGUGAGAUCCAGUGAUAAGCCAAAUUUAGGACUGGAAGAGCUACAGACUAUUAAUUUGAGACAGAAAUACCAAAUGUUUGAGCAGGGCAAGGUAUUUAAGCGCCGGGAAGAACCAGAAGAGGAAGAAGAGUCUAGCGAGGAAGAGGGCGGUGGAGGCAAUAUGAGCCAGAGAUUGGGAUACAAGGAGAUGCGUGACAUUAGAAAAAAAUUCGAAGAUGGCCACUUGAGCCGAGAGGAAAGACGUGAGGAGCGCAAACAGGAAAUCCAGAAUAUCCGUUCAAGGCUCUUCAUGGGAAAACAGGCCAGAAUCAAAGAAAUGUAUCAGCAGGCAGUGUUAGAAAGUGAAAGUGGUACCAAUCUGGCCACGCCUAAGGAUGUUCCUGUAUGCCAGGAAGCUAAAAAUAUCCGAGAGCGCUUUGAAAAGGGUGAGGCAUUUGCCAAGAGUAAUCAAGUAUCGAAGGAGGAGGAUGUGAGUGAGCUAGUGGAGCAUGGAUUGGCUAAAAAGAGCCGAUCAAUUUUCAAGGAGCUCGAUGCAACAAAGGGAAUAACACCAUCUGCUGCUCGAAGACCAUCAGCUGAACUUCAUCGAUCCCCAUCAAGUGUCAAUGCUGCUAAUCAGCCCCAGGGAGAAAUUGUGCGUUCAGACUCGCAGGUCGACAAUGUUCAGGUGGAAACAUCUCAAAUAAGUUCACGCUUCCGAUUCUUUGAGACCUAUCGACCACAGGAACCGGAAAAGCGUCAAUUUCGCAUAACACCACCAAGAGAGGGCGUUGUUCGGAUGCCAUCGCCAGAGAAGCCAGAAUAUGCUGAUUGGCCAAAAGCACCAGAAGUGCUGGAAGAGACAGAAUCGAAGGCAACGGCCAAGCGAAUGCUAUCACUGUUCCGACAGAUGGAACUGAUGCAAGAUGACGAAGUAAUUGGGGAUGGUCUUAAAGGACCUAAGGAAUUCACGCCACCACCAAGCGCCACAAAUGGUGCUAGUGAAGCCGAAGAGAAUGCCAAGAGGGCAGCUAAAGCACGCGAACUCAAGUCUAAAUUCGAAAAUUGGGACUUUGAUGGCGUUCAAAGAACUAGCAGCAGUGCUAGGAUUAUGGAGGACAUGGAAGAGUCUCAGGUUGAAAGCACAAAGAGCCUUUCGGCCAAAUUUGAAUCCAUGCGGGAAACUAGUGCCUUUCGUCCACGUCAGAAUAUUAAAGUUAACAGAUUUGUGUAAUCCCUUGAAGGAGACGACUUUACUGAUACUCCAAUAUGACAAAAAUCUUUUAAGUAUCUUAACCAUUUACUAUCAUGUUCAGUUGUUCAUAAUAAAGAUAUAUCAUUGUGCUGACAGGACACUGUCGAAAAA